CUUAAACUCUUUUUCUUCUCUGCUUCACCGAUGAGCUAAAAUAGAAAUUAACAAAGUUAGAAAUUACAAAAUUCUUAAGCCUCUGCUUAAAGAAGUAAUCAAAAAAUCAAAACCCAUUGCCGUUUCAAGCUUCCUCUUUGGAUUCUCUCGUUUUUUUUGUCGAUUCUGAAUCUCGGUUUCUCCGUACAUCUCAAAGAAGGGGAAAAAACUUUAAAACAACGGUUCUGGGUUUUAGCUUCUUUUUUGUUUUGCCUGAAAAGGUUGGAUCUUUAACAGCUGGUCGUAUCUGCAUGGUUCAAUCUCAAUCUGGGUCUUCUUCCUUUUUUUUUUAUUUAUAUAUAUAUUUUUUAAAAAUGGGUACUUUUUGUCAGAUUCUCAUAGAAAUCUAAAGGUCUUGUUUUUAGUCCUCUCUUUGCUUCCGAUGUGUUCUAUACACUCUCUUUAGAUCUGUUUCCAGAUUCUGCUUCCUUACUCAAGCUACUGAAAAAAGGUGCUUGCUUGUUUGCGUUUUCAGAUGUCACGAGAUCUUUGUAGGGUUCUGUUUGUUAAGUGUUGUGGUGCUGGAAAUUGCUGAUACUCUUCUUUUUAAGAGGUUUUUGUCAUGGGAUUGUUGUGCCUACAAGGUGUUUGUAGUAUUGCCUGAGUGAUGGGAAACGGAACUUCACGUGUUGUCGGCUGUUUCGUGCCGUCUAAUGAGAAAAACGGCGUCGAUUCGGAGUUUCUGGAGCCUUUAGAUGAAGGUUUAGGGCAUUCCUUUUGCUACGUUAGGCCAAGCAUCUUCGAGUCUCCUAAUAUUACUCCAUUUAACUCGGAGAGGUUCACCAUUGAUUCAAGCACCCUUGACUCCGAGACUCUCAGUGGUUCUUUCCGGAACGAGGUCGUUGAUGAUCCUUCUUUCUUGAAUAGACACAACAGUAAAGGCUUGGGGGAAACAACCUUUAAGGCAAUCUCAGGUGCUUCGGUUAGUGCCAAUGUCUCCACGGCUAGGACUGGGAAUCAAAUGGCUUUGUGUUCCGGUGAUGUGUUGGAGCCUGCUGCUACAUUUGAAAGCACAUCUUCCUUUGCUUCAAUUCCUUUGCAGCCGGUCCCUCGUGGUGGUUCAGGACCGUUGAACGGUUUUAUGUCUGGGCCUCUUGAGAGAGGUUUUGCGUCUGGUCCUUUGGAUAGAAACAAUGGUUUCAUGUCAGGGCCUAUAGAGAAAGGAGUGAUGUCUGGACCUCUUGAUGUAUCUGAUAAAUCUAAUUUCUCGGCUCCGCUUUCUUUCAGACGUAGAAAGCCUCGGUUUCAGCGGUUUAUGAGGAGUGUAAGCGGGCCAAUGAGAAGUACAUUAGCAAGGACGUUUUCUAGACGGUCUGGAGGUGGUUUAAGUUGGAUGCAUCGCUUCUUCUUGCAUCCAGAGAGUAGGGUGUCUUGGCCUGGGGGAAAAGAAGGUAAAUUACAUGGUGAAGAUCACCCGGAGAGUUGUCUAGAGAGCAAUCGUCACUUGCAAUGGGCUCAUGGGAGAGCUGGAGAAGACAGGGUUCAUGUUGUGCUUUCAGAGGAACAAGGAUGGCUCUUCAUAGGGAUAUAUGAUGGUUUUAGUGGACCGGAUGCUCCAGAUUUCGUGAUGAGUCAUCUGUACAAAGCUAUAGACAAGGAACUGGAAGGUCUUCUCUGGGUUUAUGACGAGCCAUCUGAAGAUAAUACAUUGCAGCCAGACCAGGAACCUCAUUCUACACAGGAGAACUUGUUUGUUCCAGAAACUACCAGUGAGCAGCAUUCAAAGUCAUUACAGGAAGUAAGUGAAGAGGUUACUGAUGCCGACACUCAGAUUGCUGAUGGUCCACCUGGAAAUUUAGCAGGUCUUGGCAAGAAAAGCACGAGACUUUACGAGCUACUUCAAUUGGAACGGUGGGAUGAAGAUGAACAUUCUCAUGGAGGGAGUGUGGCUCUAAAUGACAUGACCAAUCAGGUUGAAAAUGCAUCCACUUCAGGUGGAAAUGAUCCGUGUACCAACGAGAAUACCGUUCUUGAUGAGAUUCCAAACUCAGGUCAAAUCCAUGGGACUAAAAAAUCGCAGAUAAGCUCUAAGAUAAGAAGAAUGUAUCAAAAACAAAAGUCUUUAAGGAAAAAGCUGUUUCCUUGGAGUUAUGAUUGGCACAGGGAAGAAGAAGGGACGACGACUUGCGUUGAAGAGAAGAUAGUGGAGUCAUCAGGACCUAUUAGGAGACGCUGGUCAGGAACUGUAGACCAUGAUGAUGUGCUAAAAGCAAUGGCUAGAGCACUGGAAACUACUGAAGAGGCUUACAUGGAAAUGGUAGAGAAGUCUCUUGACAUAAACCCGGAGCUUGCGUUGAUGGGUUCAUGUGUUCUCGUAAUGCUAAUGAAGGAUCAAGAUGUUUACGUGAUGAAUGUUGGGGAUAGUAGAGCUAUCUUGGCCCAAGAAAGGCUCCAUGAUCGUCAUUCUAAUCCAGGGUUUGGAAUUGAGGAAGGUAUGGGGCAUAAGAGUAGAUCCAGAGAAUCACUAGUGCGUAUGGAACUAGAUAGAAUAUCAGAAGAAUCUCCAAUACACAAUCUAACCACUCAGAUUAGUGUCUCAAACAAAAACAGAGAUGUAACUUCUUACCGGUUAAAGAUGAGAGCCGUUCAACUCUCAAGUGAUCAUAGCACAAGUGUGGAAGAGGAGGUUUCAAGAAUUAGAUCCGAACAUCCAGAUGAUGAGCAGUCCAUACUCAAAGACAGAGUUAAAGGUCAGCUCAAAGUCACUCGAGCUUUCGGUGCUGGUUUUCUCAAAAAGCCGAGUUUCAACGAAGCUUUACUUGAGAUGUUCCGAGUAGAGUACAUUGGGACAGAUCCAUACAUAAGCUGCGAACCGUGUACUGUCCAUCACAGGCUCACUUCAAGCGAUCGUUUCUUGGUUUUGUGCUCUGAUGGGUUGUAUGAUUACUUCAGCAACGAAGAGAUAGUUGCUCACGUGACGUGGUUCAUAGAAAACGUUCCUGAUGGUGAUCCUGCUCAAUACCUCAUUGCAGAGCUUCUCUCUCGUGCAGCCACCAAGAACGGGAUGGAGUUUCAUGAUCUGUUGGAUAUACCUCAAGGAGAUAGAAGGAAGUACCAUGAUGAUGUGUCAGUGAUGGUUGUGUCUCUUGAAGGAAGGAUUUGGCGAUCGUCUGGACAGUAUUAUCCAGAGAGAAAACCAAAAGUCAAUAGAUGAAUUUUAACAACCAAAUAUGGAACC
This is a messenger RNA of Eruca vesicaria subsp. sativa (arugula), 3217 nucleotides long. NCBI's taxonomy places the organism in Eukaryota, Viridiplantae, Streptophyta, Magnoliopsida, Brassicales, Brassicaceae. The record is from the annotation of a GenBank genome assembly.